Panthera uncia (snow leopard) is the source of this 865-nucleotide messenger RNA. RefSeq names its product low density lipoprotein receptor class A domain containing 2 (gene LDLRAD2). Gene Ontology annotation, molecular function: protein binding. Bases 1 to 852 code for a protein of 283 amino acids. The record is from RefSeq and is a predicted model, not a curated record. Lineage: Eukaryota; Metazoa; Chordata; Mammalia; Carnivora; Felidae. The transcript has 4 exons.
AUGGAGGCUUGUCUCCCGCAGCUGCCCCAAAGGCUGCUCCUGUUGGGGGCAGCUGCCCUGGCUGCAUCUGCUCUGGAGACAGCCGACCUGGUGGACCUCUGCGGGCAGACGUGGCAGGGGGACGGGCUGCUGCUGCGCUCGCACGCCGCCUCGCGCAGGUUCUACUUCGUGGCCCCGGACACCGACUGCGGGCUCUGGAUGCGGGCGGCGGCCCCCGGCGACAGGAUCCGCUUCCAGUUCCGCUUCUUCCUGGUCUACAGCUUGGCCGCGGCGCCGCGGGCGCCCCCGGGGCCUCCGGCGUCCAACGCCUCCUCCCCGGAGCCCGCCGACCCGUGCGCCCCCGGGUCCUACCUGCAGUUCUACGAGGGCCCGCCGGGGGCGCCCCGGGCGCUGGGGGCCCCUCUCUGCGGCCUGACCAUCCCCGCCCCGGUGGCGUCCUCCGGGCCCUUCCUGGGCCUCCGCCUGCUCACCAGAGGCCGCCAGCCCCGCGUGGACUUCGUGGGCGAAGUCACCUCUUUCCGGUUGGGAUCCUGUGGUGCCUACUUCCGCUGUCGGACCGGCAGGUGCAUCCCGUGGAGCCUGGUGUGCGAUCGCUGGGGUGUGGACAACUGUGGCGAUGGUAGUGACCAGGCAUCCUGGCCACCGGCCGACUGCAGAGGUCCCUCUCUGGUGCCCAGCCAGGCGAGGGUUACAGAUGGCCAUACCUCCCAGCCCCUGACGCCCUCCCCAGCUCUCAGGUCUGCAGGCCCCCUCCAGAAGGCGGCCGAGAGGAGCCCCCUGGCCGGCCGGGCCCUCGAAGAGGGGGAUACAGCAGCUCCUCCGGGAGGUAUGCAGCUCUUGGUUCCCACCUGAUCCCAUUCCUCCC